Molecule: messenger RNA, 4745 nt
Organism: Vitrella brassicaformis
Lineage: Eukaryota; Vitrellaceae
Source: the annotation of a GenBank genome assembly
CUGCACGUUGAUAUGAGAAGCCAACAUCGACAUCACGAAGAGAGGUCCUUGCGAUGCGAUGGGGUCAGGCAAUCGAUGGAAUGGUUGGAUGGGGUUGAUGCUGCGUCGCAGCCAGCCACACCAACCUACCUACCUACCCUUGCCCUACCCUGCCCUGCCUUCGAGGCUCAACAACAAGACAUGCACACGUUCGCAUGAACGGAUGAACACGCACACGCACAUCAAUGCAUCCAUCCAUCUCUGACGUCCAUCCAUCCCUACGCCAUGUCAUGUCGGCUAUCUGCCUGUCUGUCUGUCUGUCUGUCUCUCUAUCCCUCCUCCCCUCCUCAUUGGCUGUCCGCCGCCCCGUCACACCUCCAUGUCGACCGUCUGCACACACAACAUAACACAACACAACACAACACACACACAGAGAGAGACAGGGAGGGAGGGACGGAGGGAGGGAGGAAGAGACAUGAUUGCGCAUUACACUCGUGCCUCCCUCGGUCGUGGCCAUGACGUGCCUUUGACAGGUAUAUGUCGUUGUAGGGCGUGUCCUGUCGCGCUGUGAGGUCUCCCCCGGUGAUGAGGACCAGAGUGUGGUAGAAGGCCAGGGCGGCCGUGCCGCGACUCACACGCCCGGGGGGGAACACCUCGUGGAACCGCACCUCGGGACGGCCGCCGCCACCACCGUCACCGCCCACCAUAUCAUGUUGCUGCUGCUGCUGCUGGUUGGGAAUGCGAUGCUCUACGUACCUGACGACACAGACACACACAGAGAGAGAGAGAGAGAGUGGGGUGUGUUGUGUGCUGUUUGGUGUUUGGUGUUUGGUGUGUGUGUGUGUACUGUCUCAUUUUGAUGGUGAGGAGGUCGUAUCCGUUGGGGUGGCCAUCGGGGCCCUCGGCCGCCGCAUUGGCGGCACUCUCGCCCGCCAUGGCACCCAACACGCCCCCAAGGCCGCCGUCCACGCCGUCAUCUGUCGGGGGCAUGGGACAACACAACACAUGGAUGGACACCCACACACACCCACACACAUAGAGAUGCUGUUUUUGUUGGUGCACUGUGUGUGUGUGUGUGUGUGCGUGCCUUGCUGCUCGAAGAGCUUCUGAAGGUCUGCCGGGGUGUCCAUCCCGACAUACGCCGCACCUACGUCUCUGGACCAAUGGGAAACAGCACACCACAGCACAACACACACUCAUGGACAGCUGUGGGUGUGGGUGUGUCGUGGGUGUGGUGUGUGGGUGGACAUGUCGUGUGGGUAUGCGAUGUCUCUGUCGAGGUCAUGGUCGUUGUUGUUCCUCAUGCCGCCCAGCGAUGAGCGGCGGCCCGCACGCCCAGCCAUCGACGGGCGACGGCCAGCCUCAUGAUCUGACCCCAAGAAGGAGACACACACACACAAAAUGGUGUGUGGCAUGCAGCUCAUGUGUGUGGGCCUUCCUUCUUUGUUGUGUGUGUGUGCGAAAUCGACCGUCGUCAGUGAGGCGCUCCUGCUGCUCUACGUCCUGCAGGUGGUGCACAGGCAGACACAGCCACAUAUGUGCGCGUGUGAUGGUGGUGUGUUGAGUGUUGACCGCACCCAUCCCCCGGCCCGCCCGCCCUCCAGCCCACCAUGUGUAUGGCGUCGGCGUCAGCGGCCGCGUUGUCCCCCCGCACACGCUCGAUGCCCUCGGCGUCCAAACCGCCCUCCUCCUGCUGCUCCUCCUGCUGCUGGUGGUGGUGGUGGUCGGCCACGAACUCGGGGAAGUCGGGCGGCACGCCGUCACCUACACCCUCACCCUCACCUACACACACAUCCACACACACACACACUGCAAUGGGUGGGUGCAGGGCAGGCUGUGGGGUGUGGCGGCAUAUAUACUGGUUGCGCGUCUCUGUCUGUCUCUGUCCUGCCAGGACUCCUUUUUCUUGUCGGUCCGCGGGCGGCGCUUGUACCGUCGGAAGCGGAACAUCGGCCCGCUCCCCCAGUCGCUCGACUCACACACAUAUCGACCUGCGCAUCAGUCAACACGUACGCCGACUCAUGAGGUGGGAUGCACAGAGGGGAGGGUGUGUGUGUAUGUGUGUAGUGUGGGUGUUGUCUUUGUCAGUCUGACCGAACAUGAGCAUCUGGAGUCUCUUGCCCAGAGGCAAACCGGCCUGCCGAUAUAUAGAACCACCACACAACACACCCGCUAUGCCUGCCAGCAUGGCAUUGCUGAUGCCUGAGGGGGCCUGUGCGCUGGCUGACUCACCGUGAGCAGAAAGGGUUCGUACAUUCGCCGCAGCAUCGCCUCACUCUGAUGGCACGCAGACACAGCGAGACGCCAAUGGCUUCCGGGUGGGUGUGUAUGCGUGUUUUGUUGUGGGUAUGUGUUGGUCUGUGUACUGUACCUACGUACCUCGUCAGGCGACUUUCUGGGCACUGUGAUGUCUGAGGUGUCGUGCAGCCAGCCCUCCAUAACCUCGUCCGACAACAUGGUAUCCUUAUCCACAUCAAACACCUGCACACAACCACACACACACACACAUGGCAUACACACACAUACACGCGUGUGUGUGUGUGUGUGAGACGGGUACCUUCUUGAGUUUGCCGCCCUUCCCCUUGGCGCCUCUUUUGGCUUCGCUAUUGGCUAUGACCCCCUCGCCCCCAGUAUCACCAUCCUCCUCCCCACCACCACCAGCACCAGCACCAGCAGUGCCGCCCUUGGCCUUGCGGCCGCCCCUCUUACCCUUAGUGCCCUUGGAGCGCCCCCGCUGACCCCCAGCGCCACCACUGCUGCCGUCCCCCUCUCCCUCGUGCUGCUGCUGCUGGUUGGCGGUGAGGGGGUCGUCCGCCGCGAUGCCCAUGUCGCGCCAGAAGGCCGCCUCGGUCUCGGGCUGUUCGACCGUGACACACAUGACAUGGGGGCGUGGGAGUGUCCAUGUGUGUGUGUGGGUAUGUGUAUGGGUAUGGUGCGGUGUGUAGGUUACGUUCAUGAAGGCCUCGUCAGGUUCCUCUGGAGGGUGCUCAGGGUGCUGCUGCUGCUGCUGGUCGGUGUCCAUGCCCUCCCCCUGCUGCUGCUGCUGCUGCUCCUGUUGGUCUUGGUCUUGGUCUUGGCCUUGGCCGCCGGCACUCUGCUGGUCCUCCCCAACACCCACACCCAUACCCACACCCACAUCGCCGGCCGGAGAGAAAUCCUCAAACCUGACACCACAUGACACACACAUGGAUGCCGGAGGGGCGGAUAUGUGUGUGGGAGGAGGAGGAAGGGGAGAGAGGGGGAGAAAGGGGUACAAGUGUUACCCUGCCGGCAUGGGUAUGUCUGCCUGUCCGUCUGGGUGCAGGUCGUUGUGUUGGUGGUCUGCGAACUCGUCCUCAAACAUGCCCAUGCCGCCCAGCAGGGGCGGACCGCCAAACUCAUACUGACACGACACACGCACCAAAGAAGAUGCAUGACAUGAAAAAGCAUGACACACACACAGGCAGGCCAUAUGUGCGUGUGUUGUUGUGUGUCGUGUGUCGUGUGGGUGCCUGGUCGUCAUUGAGGUUGAUCGAGUGGCGGCCUGCACACACCCAAAAGAGCCGUGCGUGCGUGGGUGGUUUGUCUGACCACCAUUCCGCCUUCUGUCUGUGUGCGAGAUACCUCCGGCCGCGCCGCGAGGCGAGAGGGGUGGCUGCUCGGGCGGUUGACCAAACUGCGCAGACACACACAAAUACAUACAGAUGACUGAUGCCCCUCCCACCCCUCCAUGUGUGUUGUGUGUGUUUGGCUACGAUGUCCUCAUCCGGGUCUCCGAUGAGUCCGCCGCCGUGCGACUGUGUGGGGUCCAUUCCGCCGAUGGCUGGGAGGCCGUCGCUGCCCUCAUCGCCGUCGCCCAGGCCGCCUUUGGACUUCUUGGUGUUCUUCCGGGGGCGGGCCGCACUCUCACUCGUCGUCUUCAACUGAUGCAUCCGUCGACACAACACAGCACAACACAACACAGAGAGGGGAGGGAGGGGGUGGGGGCAUCCGCUGCCGCGUGUGUGUGUGUGUGUUGGGUGACACACCUUGUAGAGGCAGUCAAGAACGUCAGUCUCCAGAUAGACACACUGACUGCAACACAGCACAGGACACACCACACGCCAUCCACGCCACACAUGGCACCACCUCCCCCUCCCCUCCCCUCCUCCCAUGUGGUGCGCACCGGUCGAAGAUGAGUACGAUGCCGUUGAGCAGCACGCCAGCCGUCCGCAGUUGAAGCUCACGAUCCUAUGGAUGAAUGGACGGAUCCAUGAGUGGAUAGCAGAUACACAGACGUCGUCAUCCGCCAUCCAUGAGUGGAUGCGUGUGUGUGGUCGUCUGGCCAAUGUGCAAGUGAUUCCACACCAGCUGCAUGAGUUGGUCGCAGUGCGUCGACAGCGAGAGGCCCUCCACACUCUUCUGCACCACACAGAUGGAUGGAUGGAUGGAUGGAUGGAUCCAUGGCGCCAUCCAGCCAUUCCAUCCCGGUGUGCUGUGGGUGUGUGUUUGCCUUGGUGAAACAUUUCCGCUUCAGGCCGCCCGUCCUGCCCACACACAAGGGAGGGGAGGAGGGAGGGGAUGCACAUACGUAUCCAUGCCAGAGAUCUGAUCUGCAGGCCUCAUGGCUUUGUGGUGCGGCGGGUGCGCUGCUCACCCGGCCAGCCAGAUGCGUGCGAACUCGCCUGCACAACCAACAGACCGUCAGGAGCGGCAGGGACCAUGCAUUCCGGUGGCCAUCGCCGCUGUGUGCCGCCGGCGUACCUUUCUUCUUCAAAAUCUCCGCCGUGCCCAACAUGAUGGUGAUG